Messenger RNA from Aureococcus anophagefferens, 1164 nucleotides. RefSeq names its product expressed protein. The record is from RefSeq and is a predicted model, not a curated record. The coding region runs from base 1 to 1164 and encodes 387 amino acids. The transcript has a single exon. NCBI's taxonomy places the organism in Eukaryota, Pelagophyceae, Pelagomonadales, Pelagomonadaceae.
AUGUACGUGAUGCGCCGCGGUCGGCCGGCGAGGCAGGACUCGGCGCUGCGCGUCGCCGAGGACGACGACGCGCGGUCCGUCGGCGACGUGGUGGCGGCCGCCGCCGCGCGCAUCGGCGAGGCCGACGGCGUCGCCGCGGCCGUCGUGGCGGCGCUCGAGACCCAAGGGGUGACCUGGGCCUGGCAGCUCGCCCUGGCGAGUGACGGCGACUUCGCGGCCUGCGGCGCGCCCAUGGGCCUCAAGCUCACGAUCAAGGCCGAGCUCCGAGGCCAGGGCGACGACUGGGACGAGGACGACGUGCCCGCGCGCGUCCGCGCGUUCCUGCUCGUGCGCGGCCGCGACGGCAAGGAGCCCGGGCCCAUGGGCCAGCCCGGCGCCCUGUUCCUCGCCUUGCUGGCCAGCCCGACGGAGGAGUGGCAGGGGCAGCUCCUCUUCAUCUGCGAAAUGUGCGCGUUGAUCGCGGGGCUCAUCAUGGGGAUCCCGUUCGCCCUCCUCCGCGACAACGGCGCGCCGGCCGACGGCCGCGACACGUGGACCGCGUGGCGGGCGUCGUCCGACGACGUCCGCGACGCCAUCGCGAUGUUCGUCUUCUUCUCCAUGCUCUUCGUCGUGUUCCUGGCCGUGAUGCUCGGCAUGCUGGCGGCGACGGCCGGCGGCGACGCGGGCCUCAAGGGCGCGAAGUUCUACGAGGGCGCGGUCAACGUCGUGGGCGUCAUGUUCGUCAUGUUCAUGUCCGGCGGCAUCUACCCGCUCAUGGGACUCUUCGAGUGGAAAAUCGUCACCGCCGCGCGGAGCCCGUACCCGAGCGUCGUCGCGAUCGCGUUCUUCUGCGCGACGAGCUUCGGCCUCGCGAACCACGUGUUCCUGAAAUUCGUCAUCGACGCCCUGCCCCUGGAGCUGUACCACCAGCCGAGCUGGAUGCGGACCCUGGGCAUGCUCCACAACCCGCAGCUCGCGUCGCAGAUGACGCUGGCCGCGCUCGAGCCGCGCGCGAGGAAACGCGCGGCGCAGCUCCUCGCGGGCUGCGCCUUCGCGAAGCGCCCGAGCCCGCCGCCGCGGCCGCCCGCGCCCUUAUUCGCCGCCAAGGUCGCCGACGCGCCGCCGACGGAGCGGGCCGUCGACGACGCGCCCGCGUGCUGCCUCCUGCCCGUGCGGCGGCCCUAG